GUUCUUGUCAAACGCGGUGAUAGCCUUCACUGCGUUUGAAAAAACGGUGAAUACCAAACAUGUGUAGUUUUGGAAAUUUUUUUAUAACUUAUGUAUUUUGAGAUUUUUUUUUUAGAACAUGUGUACUUUGAAAUUUUUUCCAUUAUUCACAAAAUAAUGUUCUUCUGUUCCACCCUGUCAAUUGGAGAAAGGAUUAGUGAAGGGACCCAUUAUCGGUUUGGUUUUUGUACAUUCUUUCGUUGUAUUGCUGGAUAAGGAAUUUGGAAGAAAAAACUAAACCCAGCAGAUAAAUAAAAAAAUAAAUGGAAAUAAAAAUCCAGAAAACAAAAUUUGUGGUUGCCAAUUGUCUAUCAAGUAUUUUUGUCCCCACACCCACCCAUGUAACCAAUCCAAUUCACUCACUCUCUCUCUCUGUCUCUCUCUUCCCCCAAAUGGAAGGAACAACCUUUUCUACCAAAAAGAAAUACAGAGAAAGAAAGAAUUCAACAAAAACAGCAAAAAUAGAAGUCUGAACUGAAUUUUCUUCUUGGUGAGUAAGCAUGAUGUGAUCAUUAGGGCACUAAACAGAAGCCAUAUUAUAACGAUUAAACUAUUAUUAAAUGAAAAGCAGACAGCUUCAGGAUGAAACGAAUGAAUUAAUUUUAAUUAAUCAUGUGAGAAACGAAAAAAAAAAAUGCAAAGAAACAAAACUGGGAAGAAGAUAAGGAGGCAAAGAUCCAAUACCCACCCACCCCACCCUCCCUUUUCUUCCCUUCUUCCUUCACCAUUCACAGCAUUGUUCAUUGACUAUCCAUUUAGAUUAGAGAUUCCCAUAUGCAGACCUUGUUUGUUUGCCUUCUCCCACCCUUUUCCUUUCUGUAAGAUUUAUGGGUUGUUGUGGGUUUCCCUGGGUUAGGCUUUAGCUUGAGUGAUAUGCACACUCUUGUAUUAAUGGCGUAACCAGAAACUCCCAUAAAACCAAAAAGGUCGAGACUUCAAAUAGCCCAAAAACAUAGCCCGAAACAGCAAGGUUACAGUCAGCAAUUAAUUGCUUGGCAGGGUGGUAGAGAGUCACAAUUAGACAGGGCUUGGCAGUUUCGUAUUAUUAGUAGGAGCAAUAGAAUAAUCCUAUAAGCGAAUAGGAAUAUAGAAGUAACUGAAGCAAAAAACAAAGGAGCAAAAGCGGAAAGGGGGUUAGGAGAGAGAGAAACCUGAGCUGUUGUUGUAGUUGUAGGAAGGAGGAGGGGAAGGGGAUGUCUGGUAGCGGCAGCAGUGGCGGCGGCGGGAGGUGCAGUUGUGUAGUAUGGCUGAGGAGAGAUCUGAGGAUAGAAGAUAACCCGGCGUUGGCGGCUGGGGUUAGAGCAGGGACGGUGGUGCCGUUGUUCAUAUGGGCGCCGGAAGAGGAAGGCCAUUACUACCCUGGAAGGGUUUCCCGUUGGUGGCUGAAGCAAAGCCUCGCCCAUCUCGAUUCCUCCCUACGCAAUCUCGGCGCUCCUUUGCUGACCAAGAGAUCGACUGAUUCCCUCUCAACUCUCCUUCAGGUCGUCCAAUCCACCGGCGCCACUCACCUCUUCUUCAACCACUUAUAUGAUCCUUUGUCACUGGUUAGGGAUCACAGAGCGAAGGAAGUUUUGACAGCUAGUGGAAUAGUUGUGAGAUCCUUCAAUGCAGACCUUCUCUAUGAACCAUGGGAUGUCACUGAUGCUCAAGGCCUUCCUUUCUCCACCUUUGAUUCCUUCUGGGAGAGAUGCCUUACCAUGCCUUACGAUCCUGAAGCUCCGUUACUCCCACCUAAGAGGAUUAUACCAGGUGAUGUCUCGAGAUGUCCUUCCGAUAUGUUAGUAUUUGAAGACGAAUCGGAGAAGGCGAGCAAUGCACUCCUCGCUCGGGCAUGGUCACCUGGAUGGAGCAAUGCUGACAAAGCCUUGACCACAUUUAUCAACGGGCCGUUGCUUGAGUACUCAAAGAAUCGUAGGAAGGCUGACAGCGCCACGACCUCGUUUCUCUCUCCUCACUUGCAUUUUGGGGAAGUUAGUGUGAGAAAGGUUUUUCAUCUCGUUAGGAUGAAGCAGGUUCUGUGGGCCAAUGAAGGAAACCAAGCUGGGGAAGAUAGCGUGAAUCUGUUUCUUAAGUCGAUCGGUCUUAGGGAAUACUCGAGGUACAUGAGUUUCAAUCAUCCGUACAGUCACGAGAGGCCUCUCCUAGGGCACCUCAAGUUCUUUCCAUGGGUUGUGGAUGAGGGAUAUUUCAAGGCAUGGAGACAAGGAAGGACUGGGUAUCCGUUAGUCGAUGCUGGAAUGAGGGAAUUGUGGGCCACGGGAUGGAUGCAUGACCGGAUAAGAGUGGUAGUUUCAAGUUUCUUUGUUAAAGUUCUUCAACUUCCAUGGAGAUGGGGGAUGAAGUAUUUCUGGGAUACGCUCUUGGAUGCUGAUUUGGAGAGCGACGCACUUGGUUGGCAAUAUAUUUCUGGAACGCUCCCUGAUGGACGUGAGUUUGAUCGCAUCGAUAACCCACAGUUUCAGGGUUACAAAUUCGACCCUAAUGGUGAAUAUGUCCGUCGCUGGCUUCCCGAGCUAGCCAGGCUGCCAACCGAAUGGAUCCAUCACCCGUGGAAUGCACCUGAAUCAGUCCUCCAAGCAGCUGGCAUCGAAUUGGCUUCCAACUAUCCUCGUCCCAUUGUAGGAAUAGAUGCAGCAAAAGUCAGGUUGGAAGAAGCACUCUCAGAGAUGUGGCAACUCGAGGCUGCUUCGAGAGCUGCAAUCGAGAAUGGCACUGAAGAAGGUCUGGGAGAAUCCUCUUAUGACUUGGAACCCAUUGCAUUCCCUCAGGACAUACAAAUGGAGGAGGAAGAACAACAGCAGCAUCAUGAACAACCUAUCAGAAACAACAAUCCUUUGGUAGCUGUUCGCCGUUAUGAAGAUCAGAUGGUGCCGAGCAUGACGACUUCUAUCCUUAGAGGGGUGGAUGAUGAGGAAGCAUCUGCAGAUGCCCAAAAUGCUGCAGAAGAUAGCAGAGCUGAAGUUCCAAGAAAUUUAAAUCAAGAACUGAGAGAUGCUUCAAACGAAGAGGUUAUGCAGACUGUUCACAGGGUUAACCCUUUGCCUCAAGUUAACUUGCUUAGGGUUGGGGGAAAUGUUGCAGAAGACUCGGCAUCAGAAUCUUCUUCGAGCACUAGGAGGGAGAGAGACGGGGGCGUGGUUCCAGUUUGGUCUCCUCCUCCAACUGCAAGUUACUCGGAUCAGUUUGUUGGUGAUGAAAAUGGAAUCAGUUCGAGUUCUUCUUACUUGCAGAGGCAUCCUCAAUCUCACCAGAUACUCAACUGGAGGCGGCUGCCCCAGACUGGGUAGUAGGCGUCUUUUGAGUCCAUGCUAGGUAAGGUAUCAGCUCAUUAUUGAGUUCAUCCUUUAGUCAAUUAGACAUGGAUGGUUUCUUAACCGAAAAAAAAAGUAUUUGUGUUGCACAUGAGCAAGAUAGCCUGUUUUUACACUCCCAUGUGACGAAUCUAAUUAGUUUUGGCUUUGUAUCGCCAACUUUUUUUCUCUUUUAUCCUUUAAAAACUAAGAACAUAUUCCAUGACUUCUCUUUCAUCUUUGUUCUUCAACUUUAGAUCACAACUUUCCCUUUGUUUUGCGUUCUGAUUCUGCUUUCUGUUGGCAGGUAAGGUACACACGUACUGGUGUAGAGGCAGACUGAUUGAAGAACAUGGCAACGAUGCUUUAAUCCCCGUGAACCCAGUGUGUUGUUGACAUCAAAGAGUCCCAAGUAAACCGCCCUUUUUCCACGAUACACAGUAAGCUGAUCACUGCAGUGAUGACCUCGAAUGUGGAUACUACUACGACUACUACUAUCAUACGAAUCAGGCAGGCUAUAUUGCUAUCGUUCCACUCCUACUUAUUUGUGCCAUGUAUGUAAUUUGUAUGCUGUAUAGUUUUUUCAUACUUUUUUCCUUCUUCUGGGUUCGUGUUGUAAGGAAUGAUAAGAUUUGACAGGGUUUGUAGCUGGAUAAUAAAUUACAGUUUGUGCUCCGACAUUGAAAUUUAUUUGGCUCAGAAUAGGCAGAUGGUUCAACAUUUGUAUUAUUUGUUUACAGUGCUUGUCAACUGAAUGCUGCCCAACUGCCAGAGGACAAUGAUCAUGCCGUGUUCCCUCCCUUCCUCUUGACAUUUGUUGCUGUCAACGGCAAAUGACAGAACUUCAUUCCUUUUCAUUUCAACUCCUGCAUGUAACUCUGGAAGCAUACAUAUCCAUGUUUCCUUCAGGUCCUUCUCCUUGUGCUUAUCUCAUCUCUUACAUUGAAGGAGGAAGUAGACUAGACUUCAUAGCUCCCAACCAACUCUCCCCAAUGUUCAUAUUCACCUAAUCAUUGAUAUUAGACAUCCAAUUCUGAAGCAUGCUACCUGUAGAGGUGAAACCUAAUCAUCGAAAGUAGGAGAAUUCCUCUCCUUCAAGUUGUACCAACAAAAUGCUUGUAGUAGAACUUUUGUGCACCAAUCUUUGGGGCUCACAGAUUUGAGUCGAGGCCAAUCUCUAAUGACUGAUGAAAUUAGUGGCGUAGCCAGAAUUUUAGUUUAGGUAUGUCUAGCUUAGUGAAAUAAUGUAUAAUUUAUUAAUGUUUUACAAUGUUUCAUGAUGUAUUCUCAUCAUAUGAAAAGUAUUUAAAAUGCAUUCAUCAUCCAAACUACCAACGAUGUCACUCUGUCCCAAUAUAUCUAGCGAAAAGUCGUUUAUGGAACAAUAUAAUAUGUCACAAAAUAUGUUAGAUGUUAUGUUACAUAUGAACCAUGAAGUCUUGACUAAGUUAGUGGUGAAGAUGUUGGUUCAAAUAGGGGGUCCUUUGGCUCUUCCUUUCGACAAACUAUUGAUAAUAUAUUUUCCAUGUUGCAAAAUCGCAACAAUGGUCCUACUAAAAGAACCGUUUAUUGGAGCCCAAGAUCGAUAGGUGGUUUUAGUGGUGUGAAAUAGUUAAACCAUGAUCACACCACAAUUUCGUCAUAAAACACAUUAUCAUUGACUUUUACGGUACAACAUCUGAAAUGAUUUUACAAUCUUUGAUAUUUUUUUAUGUGUGUGUUUCAUAUUUGAGGAGGUGCAUGGGGGAGCGGAUCCUCUCAGUAAUCUUAUGGUGCACAAUCAUGCACAACCUGCCACAUCAGUGCCACAUCCCCUCAACAUCUACGUGGUUUGAAAGUGUAUCAUAGUGGUAUGAACAUACCAGACUGUAGAAUGGUUGGAUACAUGAUAGUAGAAAUAUACUAACCAUCAUUAA
Linum trigynum is the source of this 5245-nucleotide messenger RNA. The record is from the annotation of a GenBank genome assembly. Lineage: Eukaryota; Viridiplantae; Streptophyta; Magnoliopsida; Malpighiales; Linaceae.